Molecule: messenger RNA, 1095 nt
Organism: Lepus europaeus (European hare)
Lineage: Eukaryota; Metazoa; Chordata; Mammalia; Lagomorpha; Leporidae
Product: T-cell surface glycoprotein CD3 epsilon chain
Exons: 7
Coding region: 1-639 (212 amino acids)
Biological process (GO): cell surface receptor signaling pathway; positive thymic T cell selection
Cellular component (GO): membrane; external side of plasma membrane; alpha-beta T cell receptor complex
Molecular function (GO): transmembrane signaling receptor activity
Source: RefSeq, a predicted model, not a curated record
AUGGACUUUUUGCACCACUGCCCUUUUCCUGUUUGGAAUUGGAAGCACCCAUGCCAUCUGCUAACUUUUCCUUUUAUUGUUUAUUUUCUAGUUGCCGCCUGGGGACAGGAAGAUGAUGACCACACUGAUGAUUCUACACAGAAAUUAUUUACAGUCUCCAUCUCUGGAACCCAUGUGGUGCUGACAUGCCCUUUGGAAGCUGAAGCUGACAUACAUUGGGAAACAGAUAAAAAAAGUUUGCCAGAUAGAGACAAGGAACUAGACCUGGAGAAUUUUUCCGAAAUGGAGGACAGCGGUUAUUACUCCUGCUAUACGGGCACAAAGGACAAGAAGGAGAAAGAACAUAUUCUCUACCUGAAAGCCAGAGUGUGUGAGGCCUGCAUGGAGGUGGACCUCACGACGGUGGCCUCCAUUGUCGUAGCUGAUGUCUGCGUCACCCUGGGCUUGCUGCUGCUGGUCUACUACUGGAGCAAGAACAGGAAGGCCAAGUGCAAGCCUGUGACGCGAGGAGCGGGUGCUGGUGGCAGGCCCAGAGGGCAGAACAAAGAGAGGCCUCCACCUGUUCCCAACCCAGACUACGAGCCCAUCCGGAAAGGCCAGCGGGACCUGUAUUCUGGCCUAAACCAGAGAGGCAUCUAACAGCGCCAGGAGUCACCGCCUCCCCAGGCACAGGUCUGGCUCCUCCCCAGGCACCCUGCUUGUGCUUGGCCCCAGGCAAGCCUUGGAGCACCCCAAGAACAUUGUCCUUCAACCUCAUGGUGAAUUCCUGCAACCUCGUCUGGGUCCUGGGAAGUCGCUUGGGGACAUCACCACCAGCCACACCCCUGCGCCUGGCCUGCCAUCGGGACGUUCAUUUCUGCUAUUCUCGCCCAUCCUACAGCCCCCUCCCCACAUGGAAGUUGCUUCCACCUUCAGUCCCCUCCUCCUUCUGCAUAUGGCUUGUCCUGUGUUCCUAACUCUUCCGUCUAUCUUCCUAUUUUUCCAGCCCUCUCUUUUGCAAGCCUCCCUGGGAUGGACCCGCAGCCCUGCCCCAGGCACAGACCCUUGCGCAUUGCCAGCCCCGUGCUCCCUCCCCUUCACGGUCAUUUGUGACUC